This is a messenger RNA of Zingiber officinale, 681 nucleotides long. Its product is annotated as E3 ubiquitin-protein ligase RHA2A-like. Bases 4 to 483 code for a protein of 159 amino acids. The transcript has a single exon. The record is from RefSeq and is a predicted model, not a curated record. Lineage: Eukaryota; Viridiplantae; Streptophyta; Magnoliopsida; Zingiberales; Zingiberaceae.
GCAAUGGGUCUCUCGAACCGUCUCCACGACGUCCCCGGCGACUCCCUCCCUCUCCUCCUCCUGGCCGCGGCAGCGUCCUCCAUCGCCUACCUCCGCGCGCUCCUCCUCCGCAUCCUCCCCCUCUCCUCCUCCGCUGACCCAGACGACUCCGCCGACUGUGACGGCUCCCUCGGAUCCGGCCUAGCGGGCCUCGCCCUCCUUGCCGACCACCUCGCCGCCGAUCGAACCUUCCCUUUCCUCCUCCCCCGAGGCGAUGACCUCCGCCCGGAUUGCUCCGUCUGUCUCUGCCGCCUCGCCGACGGCGACCGCGUCCGCCGCAUCCCCUGCGGCCAUGUCUUCCACCGAGACUGCCUCGACAGAUGGCUGCUCCAGCUCAACCUCUCCUGCCCUCUCUGCCGCUACCGUCUCGUCGCGCCGGAGCUCCGCGCUGCCGCAGAUCGUCGGAUCGGAGCUGAGCUCGUCGCCUGCCUCUCCCAAUCUUGAUCCUACGGUCAGGAUCUGUUAAGAUGACGUCACGAUAUUAUCUUGAUUUGUCUUUUUAUUUUCCUUUUUUCCCCUCCAAUUUUUUUUAAGGCCUCGCCUUUUUUUUCUUUUUUCUUUUUGUUGUUGUUUGUCUACUGUCCUUUUUGUGUGGUGAUGCACUCUUUUCUUUUUUAUGGAAGACGUUUUUAAUUUGGGACA